UUGCUCAAAUGGUAUCCAAUAAAGCCACAGCUCGUCGUGGCAUGUUAAUUGUUUUUGAAGGCCUUGACAAAGCUGGAAAAUCUACGCAGGCUCAGAAACUGGUCACGAAAAUAGAGCAAAGUGGAAGGAAAGUCGAGUUAAUGAAAUUUCCCGAUCGGUCGACUCAUAUUGGAAAAUCAAUCAAUGAAUAUCUAGUGGACUCGAAAUUUAAGUUGAACGACAAAUCAAUCCAUUUACUGUUUUCGGCAAAUCGAUGGGAAAAAUACGAUGAAAUGAAGAAUAAAUUAAAUGACGGGAUAAGUUUGGUCGUGGAUCGCUACGCGUUUUCAGGAGUAGCAUAUACUUGCGCGAAGCCUGGAUUUACUAUGCAGUGGUCCAAAUCGCCUGAUAUCGGGCUUCUCAAACCAGAUAUUGUAUUUUUCAUGCUCUUGAACCCAGAUAACGCCCAACAUAGAGGUGAUUAUGGCGCGGAAAGAUACGAAAAAGUCGAAUUCCAGAAGAAGGUUUUGGACAAUUUUAUGGGAAUGAAAGACGAAACUUGGCAACUAGUUAAUGCGGAAGAUUCAAUUGAUUCAAUACAUGGGGGUAUAGUGGAAAAGUAUGAAGAUGUUUUGAAAAAUCGAAAGGAAAAUUUCGAAAAAGGACAUAUACCGAACCUUUGGUCGGAUCUUCAAUGAGAAAUUCAAUCGUUUUUUUUAUAUGAACAGUUUUUUUUUCAAUAUAUUUUUGUUGUUAAUUGUGCUCUUUGUUUUUGUACUUCUUUUUGCUUUGAUAGAAUUGGUUUGAAAUCGUGUAAAUUGAUCUUUCACGUUUCUUGGUAGUAUCGCAUUUCUUUUCAUUCUCGCAAUAAUGAG
Messenger RNA from Symsagittifera roscoffensis, 854 nucleotides. RefSeq names its product thymidylate kinase-like. Lineage: Eukaryota; Metazoa; Xenacoelomorpha; Acoela; Convolutidae. The record is from RefSeq and is a predicted model, not a curated record. The transcript has a single exon. Gene Ontology annotation, molecular function: ATP binding; dTMP kinase activity; nucleoside diphosphate kinase activity. Gene Ontology annotation, cellular component: cytoplasm; mitochondrion; nucleus. Gene Ontology annotation, biological process: dTTP biosynthetic process; dTDP biosynthetic process; dUDP biosynthetic process. The coding region runs from base 9 to 677 and encodes 222 amino acids.